Falco peregrinus (peregrine falcon) is the source of this 5278-nucleotide messenger RNA. It is a transcript of the gene VAV3, whose product is annotated as vav guanine nucleotide exchange factor 3. Lineage: Eukaryota; Metazoa; Chordata; Aves; Falconiformes; Falconidae. The transcript is spliced from 27 exons. Gene Ontology annotation, cellular component: cytoplasm; plasma membrane. Gene Ontology annotation, biological process: regulation of GTPase activity; cell migration; intracellular signal transduction. The record is from RefSeq and is a predicted model, not a curated record. Bases 73 to 2613 code for a protein of 846 amino acids. Gene Ontology annotation, molecular function: protein binding; guanyl-nucleotide exchange factor activity.
GCCGGCCGCGGCGGCGGCGGGAGGGCGCAGCUGGGGCCGCCGCGGCCGCAGCAUCGCGGCGCGGUGGCGGGGAUGGAGCCCUGGAAGCAGUGCGGGCAGUGGCUGAUCAGCUGCAAGGUGCUGCCGCCCAACCACCGGGUGACCUGGGACACGGCCCAGGUCUUCGACCUGGCGCAGACGCUGCGCGACGGCGUCCUGCUCUGCCAGCUCCUCAACAACCUGCGCAGCCACUCCAUCAACCUCAAGGAGAUCAACCUGCGCCCGCAGAUGUCCCAGUUUCUUUGCUUGAAGAAUAUAAGGACAUUUCUUUCGGCAUGUUGUGAAAUAUUUGGGAUGAAGAAAAGUGAACUUUUUGAAGCAUUUGAUUUGUUUGAUGUGAGAGAUUUUGGAAAGGUGAUAGAAACGCUUUCAAAACUUUCUCGUACUCCUAUUGCAUUAGGCACAGGAAUAAGGCCCUUCCCUACAGAAGAAAGCGUUGAUGAUGAAGAUGUUUACAAAGGUCUUCCUGAUUUAAUAGAUGAAACUGGUGUUGAUGAAGAUGAGGAGUUGUAUGAUUGUGUCUACGGAGAAGAUGAAGGUGGGGAGGUUUAUGAAGACCUAAUGAAAGAUGACGCAGCACAGCAACCUAAAUAUACUGAAAAUGACAUAAGAAGCUGUUGUCUUGCUGAAAUAAAGCAAACUGAAGAGAAAUACACUGAAACUCUGGAAUCGAUAGAGAAAUUUUUCAUGGUACCAUUGAAAAGAUUUCUGUCAGCAUCAGAGUUUGAUACUGUUUUCAUCAACAUUCCUGAUUUGGUGAAAAUUCACAGAAAUCUAACACAGGACAUCAAUGAUUCCAUUGUUAACAAAAAUGAUCAGAACCUAUAUCAAAUUUUUAUUAACUACAAGGAAAGAUUGGUUAUUUAUGGACAGUACUGCAGUCAAGUGGAGAUAGCGAUAUCAUGCUUGGACAACAUCUCUAAGACAAAAGAAGAUGUUAAAUUGAAGUUAGAGGAAUGUUCCAAGAGGGCCAAUAAUGGGAAGUUUACAUUGCGGGAUCUUUUAGUGGUUCCAAUGCAGAGAGUGCUAAAAUACCACCUACUGCUCCAGGAGCUGGUAAAGCACACUACUGAUCCCAUGGAGAAGGCAAAUCUAAAACUGGCACUUGACGCAAUGAAGGACUUGGCUCAAUAUGUAAAUGAAGUGAAGAGAGAUAAUGAAACGCUCCGUGAAAUUAGACAGUUUCAACUAUCAAUAGAGAAUUUGAAUCAUUCCCUCUUACAGUAUGGAAGACCUCAAGGUGAUGGGGAAAUAAGGAUAACUACAUUAGACAAACGUGCAAGGCAGGACAGGCAUAUCUUCUUGUUUGAUCUAGCUGUAAUCGUUUGCAAACGGAGAGGUGAUAAUUAUGAAAUGAAGGAAAUAAUAGAUCUUCAGAAAUACAAAAUUACAAAUAACCCCACUACUGAUAAAGAAAAUAAGAAGUGGUCUUAUGGCUUCUACCUCAUUCAUAUCCAAGGUCAAAAUGGUUUAGAAGUUUAUUGCAAAACUAAAGACUUGAAGAAAAAAUGGCUUGAACAGUUUCAGAUGGCUCUGUCAAACAUACGGCCAGACUAUGCGGAUACAAGCUUUCAUGAGUUCAAAAUGCAUACCUUCAGUCGUGUAACAUCUUGCAAAGUCUGUCAGAUGCUUCUGAGGGGAACAUUUUAUCAAGGCUAUUUAUGUUCUAAGUGUGGAGCUGGAGCACACAAAGAAUGUUUAGGAAGAUUAGACAAUUGUGGCAGAGCUAAUUCAGGUGAACAUGGGAACCUGAAACAUGAGAAACGAACAAACGGAAUUAGAAGAAACUCUAGACACGUGGACCCAGGUUUACCAAAAAUGCAAGUCAUUAGAAACUAUAACGGAAUACCACAGCCAGCAACUCAAGAUGGUCCACCAUUGCAUAUCCAGAUUGGAGACACUAUUGAACUAAUUAGAGGCGAUGCACAUAGCUUAUUUUGGCAGGGCAGAAAUCUAACAACAGGAGAGCUUGGAUUCUUCCCAAGUGAUGCAGUAAAGCCUAGCCCAUGUGUUCCUAAACCAGUAGACUACUCUUCACAACUGUGGUUUGCAGGAGCAAUGGAAAGAUUGCAAGCAGAGAGUGAACUCAUUAACAGAGUAAAUAGCACUUACCUGGUGCGGCACAGGACCAAAGAGUCAGGAGAAUAUGCAAUUAGUAUUAAGUACAAUAAUGAAGUGAAACACAUCAAGAUUUUAACAAGAGAUGGCUUUUUCCACAUUGCAGAAAACAGAAAAUUUAAAAAUUUAAUGGAACUCGUGGAAUAUUAUAGGCACCACUCUCUCAAAGAAGGCUUUCGAAGUUUGGAUACUACUCUUCAAUUUCCAUACAAAGAAUCUGAAAAUUCAGUGGGACAAAGGAGUAGCAGAACAGGUGGCAACUUGCUAAGCCCGAAGGUGAUAGGCAUUGCCAUAGCCAGGUAUGACUUCUGUGCAAGAGACAUGAGAGAACUGUCCUUAUUGAAAGGGGAUGUUGUAAAAAUUUAUACAAAGAUGAGUGCAAAUGGCUGGUGGAGAGGUGAAGUAAAUGGAAGGGUGGGCUGGUUUCCAUCAACUUAUGUUGAAGAGGACGAAUGAAUUAAAAUCUUUCCUCUGCUGACCAGCAGUUUCAGGGAUUGUAAAAAUCUAAUAUCUUCAAAGUGUUACUGGUCUUGUUAAGUAUUUAAACAGCAGCAUUUUUGUCUGUCUAAACCUUCCAGUCUUAAUGUUGGGAUUUAUACAGAAGUUUGUGCUGACAGAUUAUUACCUUGCUCAGAGCUGUGCAAGAAACAACCUGCCAGUUUGCCAUCACUGGGGUUCAGUACAAAGUCCAACCUUCACCUUCCCAGAAGAUUUCUGGAAAAAUUGCUUUAUGCUCCUUUUCAUUUCACCCUGUACUACACCAUGAAUACUAGCAAUGGCUGAAUAUUUAAUAAGUCUCUUUUCUUCUAGCUAACAUCUGUGAUGGUACAAGGAGAUGAAGGCUUAUUAUUCCUCCUUAUCACUGCAUUCAGAAAGCAGAGUUCAGUCAUUCCAGUGGGCCUAAAGUAUAGUCAGUAGACUUGUCUUGAAACAUCAGACCACUUAUCACCUUACAGCUCCACUCACAAACACAUUUUGAAGAAAAUACAUAGUAAACAUGAUUAGCAUUCAUGCAUAUAUAAUUUGUUAACUGACUGCUUUGACGUCCUGCUUAAAUCUUCUAACAUUUUGUUUUAAGACAACAUUUGGAAAAGGUGUAGUGAUGUGGUAUGGCUUGAAAAAGCAUCCAGAAAGUGGAAUUGUGGGAUCCGUUUUUGUCAUCCCAGGUCUUUUUGUGUGAGGUUUUUUCAUUUAAGCAGCUGACCAUAAAAGUGCAACUGAGUCAUGGCCAGUUUUAAAGUUUUCAGCAUUAACAUCAAAUAAGUAUUGUGGACCUAUUCUGUGGGAGAAUAUACUAAUGCAAGGUGAUGUCAAUUCUCAAGAAAAAAACCUGUUUAUCUUAACUUCUUGAUUGAUUCAGAAGAACUUUGACACUUCCAACUCUAAACUGUCUUUUCCUAGUUAGAGAGGAGUUUCUACCACCUUUUGUGCUCUUAUAAGGUAAUGCAAAGGCAACUUGCAGAAUUCUUGGUGCCCAGUCCUCUCUUGUUCCCUGGGACACUAAACAGCAGCGAGUGAGUGGUCUUGUUUCAGUGUUAUGAACAUCUGCAAGGAAAAAUAUGUCUAGGUUAGACAGCUUGAAACAUCAAGCCUUGUAAAGUGGUGUCCACCCAUUGGUGAGGCAGUCUUUAAAUAUAUUUAUGGAGGGUCAGAAGUGCUGUAGUUAUAUGUUAAAAUAAAUGUGGGUGGUAUCUUUGUAUGUGCACUUUUAAGUAUUUAGAUAAUGUCUAACCUGACUUGAAAACUUCUAAGAAAAUAAAGCUCUUUCUUUUUCUUUGCAUUUUCUUUCUAGAGUAAAGUUGACCAAUCAAGAAAGUUAAUUCAACCUGUCCCACAUCCUCUUUUUUGCUUUUCCCUUUUCUCUUUUCACAUAGUCAUCUUGCAGUUAGUGUGCAUAGACACUGUGUGAUUUAACACUGCAGUUUUUCCCACUCUACAAGCAACAUAAUUAAUGUUGACCAAUCAAGAAAGUUAAUUCAACCUGUCCCACAUCCUCUCUUUUGCUUUUUCCUUUCCUCUUUUCACAUAGUCAUCCUGCAAUUAGUGUGCAUAGACACUGCGUGAUUUAACACUGCAGGUUUUCCCACUCUGCAAGCAACAUAAUAUCCACUGUUCGUCCAUGGAGCAGAAUCUGCUAGUACAUAUUUCAGAUUGUUUUUGGCUGUCCCCAGUGUUCUUUGCUUCUUUCUGGCCUCCUUCUGGCCAUCAGAAAGAGCCAUGCACAGCACAGAGGAUUCAUAAUAAUCCCCUGUCUCUGCAACCAUCCUACCCAUCUGCUACACCUAGCAUGCACUGCUGUGUGACCAGGUAAAGAGAGGAUCUUCCAAUUAGAAAUCCUCCACUUGUGAGAUUCAGCCUUGCAGAUGAAACUCUGCUGAUGCUCUAACUUUUCAAGGAUUUACCUCAAAAUUAUGUAAACUGUGAUUGUGUUGAGUACAUUACUUGUUGGAACAAUUGAGAACAUUUGUAAAUAUGUAGAUUAUGCAUAAAACACAUUUUGUAAAUUAUGUGUACAGCAGGGUAGACUAGAGUAUGCCAUCUUUGAUCAUGUUUUGCCAUGCAGUUUUAUUGUCCGUUGUGAGCUCGAUCCUAUAUUCCUUAAGUAGACAAAGUUGAUUCUUGCACAGUUUUGCCUGCUCAAGGGGUAGAGGAAUAGGCUCUAGGCCUGUGAGGUGUUUAGUGCUUUGCUGUCAGGUAGUUCUGAGAAGAGGCAGUUUAAUUCAGUAAGAGUUGAGAAAUAUAUCAGUCAUUUUCAACAGCUUGGUUUUAGAAUAAUUUUGAGUUGUUUUUCCAUCCUAAAGUCACUGUAAAGCUUUUAAGCAAUCGCUGAGUCCAAUAAUCAGCCUUUGAGAAGAAUGGAAGCCAUAGCUGAACUGACACUUGUGGCAUAAAUCUACAUGUCGUUGUCUGUGUUUAAUGCCCUGUAUUGAUUGAGUUAAUGCUGCAUCUUAAACUAUAUUUUGAGUACCAAAGACUUCCUAUCUAUUCUGGAGUGUCUCUUUCAUGUGCUGCUUUUGCCUGUAUGGAGGUUUUGUUGUCAUGCAAUAAUGGUUACAGUACUUUAAUUUGUACUAUUUUGUAAAUAUGUUAAAUAUAAUAAACUGGUUAAUUUUUUGUUUAA